Messenger RNA from Orbilia oligospora ATCC 24927, 468 nucleotides. RefSeq lists its product as uncharacterized. NCBI's taxonomy places the organism in Eukaryota, Fungi, Ascomycota, Orbiliomycetes, Orbiliales, Orbiliaceae. The coding region runs from base 1 to 468 and encodes 155 amino acids. Gene Ontology annotation, cellular component: peroxisomal membrane; mitochondrial outer membrane. Gene Ontology annotation, biological process: peroxisome fission; autophagy of mitochondrion; mitochondrial fission. The record is from RefSeq and is a predicted model, not a curated record. The transcript has 5 exons. Gene Ontology annotation, molecular function: protein binding.
AUGUCGUCGGAUAAUUUGCCAUAUGCCGCUGAUGCGGAAAGCCCGUUAAAGGAAGCCGAGCUCGAGGUCCUCCGAAAACAAUACGAUCGAGAAGGACAAUACGUCAGCAUCCAGACGAAAUUUAACUACGCCUGGGGCCUCAUCAAGUCCGACAAGGCUAUUGACCAGCGAUACGGUAUCAAGUUGCUUACUGAAAUCUUCCGCGAUGCCCCCGAACGCCGUCGGGAAUGUCUUUACUAUCUCGCUUUGGGGAACUACAAGCUAGGAAAUUAUGCAGAGGCGAGGAAAUAUAACGAUUUAUUGCUGGAGAAGGAGAAUAAGAAUAUGCAGGCGAUGAGCUUGAAAGGACUGAUUGAAGAUCGAGUCGCUAAGGAGGGCAUGCUCGGUGUCGCGAUACUGAGCGGGGUGGUUAUUGCGGCCGGAGUGAUGGGCAGCUUUUUGUACAAAGGGUUAACGAAGCGGAGGUAA